Molecule: messenger RNA, 1197 nt
Organism: Cyclospora cayetanensis
Lineage: Eukaryota; Apicomplexa; Conoidasida; Eucoccidiorida; Eimeriidae
Product: lipoyl synthase 2, mitochondrial
Exons: 6
Coding region: 1-1197 (398 amino acids)
Biological process (GO): lipoate biosynthetic process
Cellular component (GO): mitochondrion
Molecular function (GO): lipoate synthase activity; 4 iron, 4 sulfur cluster binding
Source: RefSeq, a predicted model, not a curated record
AUGGGUGCUAUUGCCACAACCAACCUAAAAUUCCCUCGCUUCCAAGAGGAGACACGCAGCUGCACCCCUCUUUUCGGAAAUUGCUGCUUCUCUGGAGGGGCGAUGCCUGCAUCCGCUGUCAGCAACAGUAGCAGCAACAGCAACAGCUCUAGCAGCACUGGAUGCUCCCCUCCCUCGCAGGAAGGCGUGCUUGACGGACAGAAUUCAGCAGACAAACCCAAAAUUCCCCGCGUUGGUCCUUCUACUGCAGGACCCCGUCCUGACUGGUUUCAUGUGCCAGCUCCCAAGGGUGCUGGCUCUCGAUUUGCACUGCUCACAGAGCAAAUCCGAGGGCUCAAGCUCCAUACAGUGUGUGAAGAGGCCAAAUGCCCUAACAUCGGAGAGUGCUGGGAGGGAGGCACAGCUACGCUGAUGCUCCUGGGGGAUACUUGUACGCGAGGCUGCAGAUUUUGUGCAAUUAAAACAUCUGCGAAGCCCCCGCCCCCAGAUCCUCUAGAGCCGAAGAAAGUCGCCGAUGCCGUUGCGCAGUGGGAUAUCGAUUACAUUGUGCUCACCAGCGUCGACCGAGAUGACAUGCCGGACGGCGGUGCGGCCCACUUCGCGGAGACAGUUAGACACAUUAAGGAGAAGAAGCCAGAUAUGCUCGUCGAGUGCCUUGUUUCUGACUUCCAGGGCAUGCGAUCGUCGGUGUCGCUGCUGGUCAACUCUGGGCUUGACGUGUAUGCACACAACGUGGAAACUGUGCCGCGUCUUGCGCCGUUUGUGAGGGACCGGCGUGCCUCCUUUUCGCAGUCUCUGUCUGUGCUGCGGAUGGCAAAGGAAGAGAAGCCUGGUCUUUUCACAAAAACCUCCAUCAUGCUUGGGCUGGGAGAGACGGAGGCAGAAGUGGGGGAGGCCCUUAAGGCCAUACGAGAUGCUGGCGUUGACGCCGUCACCCUCGGGCAGUACCUCCGCCCAAGCAAGCAGCAGCUCGGCGUUGUUGCCUUUAUCUCGCCCCAACAGUUUGAGGUGUACAGACAGCUCGCGCUGGACCUCGGAUUUCGAUACGUCGCCUCAGGGCCCCUGACAAGAAGCAGCUACAGAGCGGGCGAGUUUUACCUCUCCUCACUUCUCAGGGGCAGCGUCGCCAAACUGCAAGCAGACGUAGGGGGAAUCAAAGGCCAGUACACCACCGUUCAACAGCCAGACGCCAAGUAA